AUGUCGGCGACCACUCAUGCAACGAAAAAGAUGUAUUUCAAAUUCUGGAAGCUUUUUCAAAGAUAUAAAUUUGACUUUACCAAAGCCUUUACCAAAAAAAAUUUGAAAAAUUUCGACGCCUCCAGUUUGCCACCAUGUCAAAGAGAAUUACGCCAACAGCUGCUUAGUUGCAAAUACAUCACAAAUAUUUGGCAAAAUGCUAAUAAGAAAAAACCUUCUGAUCUUGAUCCAGAAGCAUUUGGAUGGAUUGCUGCUAACCAGUUCACACGUUAUGAAUUUAAAUGGUUUGACGGAAAACAAUUGCCAAAGAUUGUUAAAGAUGUUAUAAUGGACAAGGAUGAUUCCGAAGGUACAGCCUUAAAUAUCGACAAGUUUAAUUAAUUUUAUUAUUACUUUAAAUUUUUAACCUUUCAUAAUUCUAAUUUUAGUUGAAGAGAAAGAUGUGGAAUACGGUAGCUACGAAAACAGUGAUUCUGAUGAGGACAAUGAGUUACCUACCGACACUAAAGACUAGAUAUUUUUGAACCUAUCUUUCAUAUAUUUUAUAUUGUUACUAGACACCACAGACGCGCGCUUCGCGCGCGCUAUUUGAUUUUUUAUUUUUUACUUUUAAAAAAUAUAUUACAACAAUAACCAUCUAUACAAAUUUGAACAAAUUUGACAACUUAAAAUACAAUCGCAAUGACAGUUAUUCUCGCAACACGAAGUUAGUGCAGCGAGAGAACCAAUUAGUAUCGCGGAAAAGAGGCUUUAUUACAUACCUUUUUUAAGAUAGGAUGCCUCUGAAAUCUAUUAUUUAAUAAACACAUGCAUAGAAAAAAGAAUAUUAAAAAAAAUUAAUCAAACAUCUUAUCCUGUUUCUUUCAUAUGUAUAUAUGUCU
Messenger RNA from Monomorium pharaonis (pharaoh ant), 881 nucleotides. RefSeq lists its product as uncharacterized. The coding region runs from base 1 to 381 and encodes 126 amino acids. The transcript has 2 exons. The record is from RefSeq and is a predicted model, not a curated record. NCBI's taxonomy places the organism in Eukaryota, Metazoa, Arthropoda, Insecta, Hymenoptera, Formicidae.